AUGGCCUCCGGGUGGAGGGGCAUCCUGGGCUUCGACUACGGCAUCGUGCAGGCGCCGCUCGGCCCCGACAUCUCCGGCCCUGAGCUCGUCGCCGCAGUCGCCAACGCCGGCGCCAUCGGACUCCUCCGCCUCCCUGACUGGCCGGCGCCGGAUCAUGUCAGAGAGCUGAUCCGGAAGACCAGGAGCCUCACGUCCAAGCUGUUCGGGGCGGCCAUCGUGCUGGCUCUUCCCGCACGAGGAGAACCUCAGGGUCGUCCUGGAGGAGAAGCUCGCCGUGCUGCAGGUCUACUGGGGGGACUUCCAAGGAGAGGGUCCAAGAGGGCGCAUCGCGCCGGAGUUAAGGUCUUUGCAUCAGGUGCGCGCCAUUGCUAG
Molecule: messenger RNA, 372 nt
Organism: Miscanthus lutarioriparius
Lineage: Eukaryota; Viridiplantae; Streptophyta; Magnoliopsida; Poales; Poaceae
Source: the annotation of a GenBank genome assembly